UAACAACGAGGAGCUUUAUGAAACCGAAAUGGAAGAAGAGUUCCGGUGCAAUGGAGCAAAGACUAAACUUAGUGAAGAAUAUGGUGAGAAACUGGAGUUUCAAGACUGUGAAAUCUACCCUAGCCCAGAAGUUUCAAAUGGAGCAGAUUUCGCACAGCAUAUGACUGAAUUGGACACCUCCAAAGAAGUUGCUAAUCAACCCAUGACCCAGAAAACACUCCUAGAUUCGGUUUUUGGUGAGCUGCCUCCCAAGUCAUUGAUCAAGAACAAACUUUUGUUCCUGAAGCCUCCAUGUCCUCCACAAAGAAGACCACAAACAAAACCCUCUUUGACUUCCAUCCACCCCUUCAGUGACCACCAGCCGCUCAUUCCGGCCACACAAGUCUCCUGCUCCAUCUCCCGCUCCAUCUCCCGCUCCACCUCCUGAUCCUGCCUCAACUCCUUCUCCUGUUCCAGUUGUGGCUCCGAUCAUGACACCAGGCUCAAGCCCUGAACCGUGUGCCACUCCUUUGCCUCCCCCAGUCACUAGAAAAUAUGGAGAUUGUGUGAUAUAUGAAAAAUAUAUCCCAGAGAUUGAAAGCUUCAAGUCAAUACAAAGGCAGCAGCAAAGGCUAAGUUUUCCUCUGGAUUUCACAAAACCAGUACGGCCUGGUACCAAAUGGAGAUCAAAGCCAUCAGAUCUACAGAGCAAACUGAAGCUCCAGGUGCUCACACAGCCUCCUGAGACGGAAAUCUCAAUAAUGCCCUUUGAAGGCCACUCAGACGAACUGGGAGUGCUCAGCAUCGAACCACCCAUGCCACCCACUGAAGCACUGCAGGGAUCUGCCCAAGACAAGGCAGCAGGGCCACAGCCAAGUGCUGCACGCCGCUGUGGACAGUCCUGCUUAAAAGCAUUCAGGCGGUGCAAUCCAUUUAAGAAGAAACGCAAGAAGAAACCCCUUGAAGAUACGACUCAAUAUCCGGAGCCACCAGCAGCUGUAACUGAGCUCCCUUCGACACCUACAGCAGCUGAAUCUAAAGGAAGAAUUCAAGAACUAGAAUGGGCUGAUGAACUUUCGGAAGACUGGCAAAGUGAAAAGCCGAGGAGUGCACCACUACCUGGAGCAAAAUGGGUGCAAAAGAUCCUUUUAGAAAGGGCUGACGACAAGCCUUUGCCACCAAUAGCCCAUCCAUCCCACAGUGGCACACCUAUUUCACCUCCCACCUCUCGCAAAAUGGAGGAGCCUGCAAUCACCACACUAACCCAACCAAAUAAUGCUGCUACAGAAAGUCCUAGAGAAGAAACAGAAGCAGUCAACAUUUCUCAACCAGAAUUUCCACCUCCACCUACUCAUUUUGAAAGUCAGGACUCGCCACCUACAGCGGACGCCAGUGUGCCUCAAGCCUCUCCUGAGACUCAGGGGCUCCCCACCCCAACUGAUCAGGUCCAGACAGAGACGACUUCCUUACAAACCACCUCUCUUGAACCCCAAAGUGACUCCCUUCAGAUGGCCACACACAUCGAUGAUUCAAAUAAAGCAGGACCACCACAGAAGGAAGGCGAAGAACAGAGGGAUGCACCAAGUCCUGGAGGAAAGUUGAUGAAAAAAAUAUCUUUUGCAAAGCCGGAGAAGAUCACUCGGGCAUCACCUAAGACAAAAGCGGUGGCAUCCCCAGCUUAUCAACUCAACACAGAUGUGGCUUCCUCACCAACUACCUCUCUAGAAUCUGAGGGCCUUUCACCUGUAGUCACCACAAUAUCUGAAUCAGGCAGUGGUGCAAAGGAAGAUUCCAGAAAAGAAACCCAAGGAGCCAGACGUUCUCCCAUGGCAACUGAAGCAACAUCUCCACCUUCAGCGACUCCCAAGAAACAGGGGCACCUGUCAAAACCCGACUCUUUCCAGUCUGAGAAGCAAUCACCUCUGAUGGCCAAAUAUUUUCAGAAUGCAGUGAGGAUAGGCCACCCACAGAAGCCAAAAGCAGGGAAGAGGCCUCCACCACAACCUAAAACAAGUUUGUUGCAAAAAUCCAUUCUACGAAAACGCAGCAGCAUGCUGGCGGGGCGAUUGUCCGAGGCACCAGUUCUCACAGCAGUCGCUGACCAGCUCCAUCCAGUGGCAACCUCUGUACCUAUCACCUCUCUCAAAACCGAGGACCGCCCACCGAAAAGUUCCAGGAAACGAAGAGAAGCAGCCCACAGGAGGUCAGGGAGACGGAAAUGAAUUCCAAAUGUGGGGUUUUUUUGGGGGGGACAGGAGGUUCCCAUUUCACCACACCACCUUACCUCUCUGGUAUCCCUCAAACAGCAGCUGGUAAAAUGCAGUAUUAUACAAAUAAAACAAUGUCA
Messenger RNA from Hemicordylus capensis (graceful crag lizard), 2326 nucleotides. RefSeq names its product nascent polypeptide-associated complex subunit alpha, muscle-specific form-like. The transcript is spliced from 10 exons. The record is from RefSeq and is a predicted model, not a curated record. Lineage: Eukaryota; Metazoa; Chordata; Lepidosauria; Squamata; Cordylidae. The coding region runs from base 471 to 2201 and encodes 576 amino acids.